Messenger RNA from Miscanthus lutarioriparius, 336 nucleotides. The record is from the annotation of a GenBank genome assembly. Lineage: Eukaryota; Viridiplantae; Streptophyta; Magnoliopsida; Poales; Poaceae.
AUGGCUUCCGCUAAUGGCGCCGUGUUCAGGCUUGCCUGCAUCGCCCUGGUCCUGUUAUUCAUGGGUCCGCCGGCUGCGAUGGCCGACGUGCAGGGCGACUGCCACAAGAGCUGUCGUCCGGAGUGCGAUGGCUUCCCUGCUAAUGUUUGCAAGAACAUCACGAGUAUUUUCCCCGUGCUGAAUUUCGCGUAUACGACGUGCAAAGUUUGGCUCUCUGCAGAGUGUACGCACAUCUGCCGGAUCGGAGUGCAUGCCGUUCGUGUCGAUGCGCCAUUGGAUUCGCAUCGAGAAGUGUGCGAAUCCAACGGCGCAGUGCGUAGGGACACAUGCCCGUAA